CCCAAUCAGACGAGUGGCAGUAAUCUGACUCCCAGCGAGCGCACUGGGAGGUGCAGGCAGGCGAUGCAAGCUGCACUCUGGCCAGGAAAGGCAUGAGUGACAGACCUGCAGCAAGGCGGUGGGGCAAGUGUGGGCCUUCGUGGAGAAGAGAGAGUAUCAUGGUGGCCUUCAAGGGGGUCUGGACCCAAGCUUUCUGGAAGGCAGUCACAGCAGAAUUUUUGGCUAUGCUUAUUUUUGUUCUGCUCAGCCUGGGAUCCACCAUCAACUGGGGCGGAGCAGAAAAGCCCUUACCUGUCGACAUGGUUCUCAUCGCCCUUUGCUUUGGACUGAGCAUCGCAACUAUGGUGCAAUGCUUCGGCCACAUCAGCGGUGGCCACAUCAACCCUGCUGUGACGGUGGCCAUGGUGUGCACCCGGAAGAUUAGCAUUGCCAAGUCUGUCUUCUACAUCGCAGCCCAGUGCCUGGGCGCCAUCGCCGGAGCAGGAAUUCUCUACCUCGUCACACCUGCCAGUGUGGUGGGGGGCUUGGGGGUUACCACGGUUCAUGGAAAUCUUAGUGCCGGUCAUGGACUCCUGGUAGAGUUGAUAAUCACAUUUCAGUUGGUGUUUACUAUUUUUGCCAGCUGUGAUUCCAAACGGACUGAUGUCACUGGUUCAAUAGCUUUAGCAAUUGGAUUUUCUGUUGCAAUUGGACAUUUAUUCGCAAUCAAUUACACUGGUGCCAGCAUGAACCCCGCCAGAUCCUUUGGACCUGCAGUUAUCACGGGAAAUUGGGAAAACCAUUGGAUAUACUGGGUUGGACCAAUUAUAGGAGCUGUCCUCGCUGGUGGCCUUUAUGAGUAUGUCUUCUGCCCAGAUGUGGAACUCAAAUGUCGUUUCAAAGAAGCCUUCAGUAAAGCUGCCCAGCAAACAAAAGGAAGCUACAUGGAAGUGGAGGACAACAGGAGUCAGGUAGAAACGGACGACUUGAUUCUAAAACCUGGGGUGGUGCACGUGAUUGACAUUGACCGGGUGGAGGACAAGAAGGGGAAAGACCCAUCCGGAGAGGUGCUGUCUUCAGUAUGACUAGACGAUAGCACUGAAAGCAGGCACGGAUCCUUAGAACUGUCCUCAGAUUUCCUUCCGCCCAUUAAGGAAACCGAUUUGUUAUGAAUUAGACAUGCACAGGUUUAUAAUUUCAAGUCAUCUUAACUCCAUCUAGACAAUAAAUAUUUAAUUAUUUUACAAAGGAGGAAUGGAAGUAACCUACUGUGAAUUCCAAAUCUAAAAAAGAAAUCUUCUUAAAGAAUCCCCAAAGCAAAUAUGUAUCUGAGUUAUCUAGGCACCAUUCAUUAAGAAUCUAUUUAAAAUGUGUAUCAAGAUCUGGUUAAGCACUGCUUGACAGAACUUAACAGACACACCUAUCAGCUUCUUCUUCCUCUACCACAUAACUUCCAAACCAUGAAUCCUCAUUUGAGUAUUUAUUCCAUUGUCAAGUUUAUCAGUGUAAAAGGACACUAUGUCACAGCCGUGCACAUUCAAGAGAGGCAAUGUAACAAGCUCUGUUACUGGCAUCCAUUAUUUAUAAACUAUCUCAGCAAAAGAAUAUUAACAAGGGUCAUGGCUAAUGAAUUGUUUCCAUUUGUGUACAAAUACCCAAUCUUCAACCCCAACUCUAAUUCACAAUAUUCCUUCCUCCUCCUAAGCACCCACAGUAAUGGGGAACGAAAGCCCAGAAAUUGGAAGAAUAUAAUUUAUUACUUCAAGCUAAUAAAACAUCCAAAUCAUAAGGGUCACCUAUUGAGAUUCAAGACACAGACUCAAAAGAUCUUAUGGGGGUAGGAAAAAGUUACCAUCAUACAAAAAUCACAAGAAAAAGGAAAUCUGUAUUCUGGUGUCAAAUAAUUUAUCUGUUUUCAGUGCACAUCCUCAAAGACACCACAGGAGGUUAACAAUCUAAGCUUUUAACCACUUAACCACUGCGCUUUGUUUUUUUAAUUUAUUAGUAAAACUGGGGGGUUUGUCUGUUUGUAACUUUGUUUAUUUAUAUUUAAACCUUACUUGAGAUGUAGUUUUGGUAACAAGAACGUAACUUGUUGAGUCCUGACUUUUUAUUGAUUAUUAAGCUAUGUUCACUCUAGAAGCUGUAAAGUAAUCCCACCCAGUCCCAAUCUUUACUGCUCUGUCACUUCUCUUGAUGUCUGUGGAUAAACUUCACUGUGUGUGUAAUGAUACUGUAGUGAAUUAAAAUGCAUGGGAGACAAGAAUGUCAUGGUGGCAGAAUGAAAGGAGGAGGACAUCAGAACACUGCAUUCAUUCAAAGCUGACUACAUGAAUCUUGCCUUUGUAUGUAACCUGCCAUAUUUUUUUAAGUAUUUUCAUUUCUGGCUUAUUUAUUUGUUAAAAUACUUUGUUUUUCCAGUAGUGCUCCACCUUAAGGCAAUGGAAUGGUCUCUGGAAACCCCAGCUUCUAUCAUCUUAGCCAUCUAGUCUAGCCAUUAUCUUAGACAAAGAGCUACAAAUAUCAGUUUCAUCGAACAAAAGAGAAGUAAAGCAAAAACUUACCACUGCAAAGAGUGGCUUAUAAAUAGCUGAUAAUCAAGGGAUGUCUUCUCUCCCAUACACAGUUCCAACUGUGCCACUUCUUAGUGUUAAUGGCAGUUGUGUGUCUGUGGCAGUGAGAUAAUGGACCACUAUUCAACCUGAUUCUCUUUGGUGCUAGGCAAGUGGUGCUCUGGAUGCCCGGAGUCAUCACACCGGGGUAGCACCUGGGAGUGGCCACUGGUGUCCAUCACGGCAGGUUCCUCAGUCCCUGGCCCCUUUCCAGAGGUGUGGCCAGCCACAGCCGCCAGGGAUGCAUGUUGCUUCCCAUUUGGGGCAGCAACUAUAGGAACUAGACAGUGAUUCUAAGAAUGGUUUAUGCCCAUCUUUUCAAAUGUCUACACAACAUACAACUAAAGACUUCAAAUUGGGAAUGGUUCAGUUCAAAAGAUAAUGCUAUCAACCAUUGGCAAACAUGUCAAUUCAAAAAUAAGGUUAACAAGGAAAAAUUUAGCAUAUUUUCCAAAUACAGUUAGAAUUUACUGACUUAUAAUCAUUUUUAUUCAGCCAUAUGGCUUACUUCUUAUACACUCAUUUCCAGUAAAAGCAUUCAAUAAAUUAGUGCUAAAAAAAAAAAGCAUGAAUGAUGCUUUUGUAGUUUGUUCUCCUGCACCUAACAGGGUGCUUGGCGCAUAGUAGGUAUUCAGAACAAUUAAAAUAUAUGAAUUUCACUUGGGAUUUAAGAAUAUAAAUAAGUUUCUUUUAGUCUUAAUUUUGUUCAAGAUUUAACACAAGCAUGAUUUCAAGGACUAUGAAGGGAAGGCAAUAUAAAUGUAAAAAUCAUAAAAUAUAUUUCUGCAUUUUACUAUUUUAGAGGCAUGAAGUGAAUGAAAGUUUUAGCACUUUUUUUUCCUGCAUAUGAGACAACAUAUUUUGUAUUUCACUCAAGGCUCUGCCAGUAAAACGUAAUGAAAUUGUACCUUUGUAAUGACAUCUAUGCAGCAGGGGUCUAUUGCCUUGUGGAUGGCACCAAAUUAUCCAAGUGUAUUAGGAGACCAGGGCUUUUUCCUCUAAUCCCUUCUUAUUAAUGAAGUGCAUCAUGCUGCUCCCAGGAGAGGGCUGCUGACAGAUAUACAGAAAGGAGAUCAGAAAGAAAAAACUGGAAGGACAUAAAUGAAUUAUAUCCAGCCAGGAAAUGAUGCCAACCAUCUCUUCCCUGUGGAAAAGUACAAGCGUCCCCAAAUGGCAAGGUUCCUACACUGGAAAUGUAUACAGUUUGUUGAAGAAGUACACAAGGUCAGAGUCAUUUUUAAGUUUCCAGGGCUGUCUUAAACAUCUGGGGAUCAGAAUUUGAAUGUAUGUUUUCAGCAUUGAAGGUGACCUGUUUCUUCAAAGAGAUCUAAAUUUUACACUGGAAGGAAAUAUUUUCUGGUACCUAAAUAGUUGCCUUAGAUUUAAGAUCCCUACCCUUUGUUUCUGCCAUUUGAUGGUUUUCAUAAAUUCUUAGACUCCCUGACUCUUUUCCUAUGGCACUUACAGGUGCCAGCUAGAGCUGCUGCUCAGUCUCAAAGAUUUUAUGAGAAAGUAGGAAUAUUUGAAUAACAUAUGACAGAAUUAAGCUAUCUGAUUCAUUAUUAGAGUUCUGAAUCCAAAUAGCAUAGAAUAUUCUCAUGAGGCCAGGCAACUCACUCACUGGUUAAAGCUCUAUAAUGAACAGGAAAAUUCCAAAAUAGAGCAACAAAUUCAAAUGCUAAAAUUUAUCCUGGUGAGGCCCUUUGUGGCGGCCUGUUAGCACUGUCCCCGCAUGUGAACAUUCGACAGAGCAAUUGCCUUUGUGACCCCCUGAAAGGGACAGUAAGAGCUCAGUACACAACUUUAUCUAACAAUAUCCAACAGUUCUCAUCAGAAGCCCUGUAGAAUGUGCAAAUUCCUUACCACAAUGGUGUAGUCGGACUUUAUAGGCCACCCCAACACAGCAGUAA
Manis javanica (Malayan pangolin) is the source of this 4501-nucleotide messenger RNA. RefSeq names its product aquaporin 4 (gene AQP4). Gene Ontology annotation, biological process: transmembrane transport; water transport. Gene Ontology annotation, cellular component: plasma membrane; basolateral plasma membrane. The record is from RefSeq and is a predicted model, not a curated record. Gene Ontology annotation, molecular function: water channel activity. Lineage: Eukaryota; Metazoa; Chordata; Mammalia; Pholidota; Manidae.